GUAAAGGGAAGAGAUCCGCAGACACUACCACUGUUGUGGUGGAUCUUGAAGCAGAGUCUGCAGGUGCGACACCUCUUGAGAGGAUGUGGAGCAGGCUGGUUUCCUUGAAUGUGAAGAAGGUCAAUGAGGAUAUCUUGAGCUUGCCAAUGUCUUGCAUGAUCCGGCCUCCUAUAGACACUCCCGAUGGUCGGAGAUCAAGGGAGGUCAGAUUCCCCGCAGAGUACCACGUCAGGGUCCACAUGGGGUCUAUGGAGAGGGCGCCCUAUGGGGACCACUUGCCUUAUGUGGGCAUGAUUGACCCUGCCGUGUGUACAGUCGUCGAUCAGGUGGAUGUGCAGAAGCUGCGGUCAGGGAGCUACACCAUUUGGAUUUUGGGCGGCAGUCAUUGUCGUGAGGCACGCAGCUGUUUGAUGGUGAAGCACCCUCAAGUUGACUUCUACAAGAGGUAUGUUUGCUAUGUGUACGUGGGACUUACUGUUGAGGAGUCCCUACUGGUGAUCCCUAUCCUCACAGAAGUUAAGAGUGGGGUCUUGUCACUUGACGAGAUGAACCCCAAGUUCACGCUUCUUAAGGUCCGUCAGAGGAUAGCAACUGCAUUCGUGGAAGGGGUAGGGGCAGAUAGUUGGGAGGUUGCCAAGGAGGAGUUCCCUGUGCAUACGCGGGAGGCUAUGUUGUCGCAGUACUAUAAGUUGUAUGAGAGGAAUGUCAAGGAAACUCCUCUUGCUAUGCAGCUCUACAUUGCCAAGGCCCUCAACUACAGGGACAGGCUUCAACAUUCACAGCAAGAGGAGCAAACAGCAGCAACACACGAUCCUAAGGGCCUCCUUACAAACUGGACUGCUUUUGAGGGGGAGGGCUAUAAGGGAGCCGUGAAGGUGGCGUACUGCAACAUGCUUCAGCUACCAGAGAAAAUGGAGGACAUUAUGGACUUCCCAUGCGGCUACAAUACAGAGGGUUCUGUGGAUGAUGAGGAGCGGUUCAGUAAGCCUCAGAUAGAGGGCAGCAUUGAGAGCUUCAAGAAGAUCACAUGUGCAUCAUAUUGGGUCAUUGCUGGUUUCUGCUCCUCUGACAUGCUCACUGACGUGCAAUCUGCAUUUUCAACUGUUUGUAAUUGUGGGGUGGAGGUGGGCAUUUGGGUGGCCCCCAACAUUAGUACUUCUGCAGGUCUCAAACUCACUAAUUGCUGGCAGCAUUGUGUUCUUGGUUUUCAUAGUCAGAGCGGCUCCAGGGAGCCCUUUCAGUUUCAGUUCAGCGACUCUGACACCAGGAUGACCUGCUGGAGUCACUAAAGGCUUUAGCCCUGAUGGUUUCUAUUGUUUUAUUAAGGUUUUCACCGACUUUUAUUGAAUGACCGU
Chara braunii is the source of this 1355-nucleotide messenger RNA. The record is from the annotation of a GenBank genome assembly. NCBI's taxonomy places the organism in Eukaryota, Viridiplantae, Streptophyta, Charophyceae, Charales, Characeae.